This is a messenger RNA of Syzygium oleosum, 2196 nucleotides long. Its product is annotated as lycopene beta cyclase, chloroplastic/chromoplastic. NCBI's taxonomy places the organism in Eukaryota, Viridiplantae, Streptophyta, Magnoliopsida, Myrtales, Myrtaceae. Gene Ontology annotation, biological process: carotenoid biosynthetic process. The record is from RefSeq and is a predicted model, not a curated record. Gene Ontology annotation, molecular function: oxidoreductase activity, acting on paired donors, with incorporation or reduction of molecular oxygen. The transcript has a single exon. The coding region runs from base 366 to 1904 and encodes 512 amino acids.
CACAAGCAUUACCUUUGCAAAAUCUCUUGGCUGUGCUCUUUUCCACUUCCGUUUCUGGCCUCCCAAAAUGCCACGCUUCGUCCUCGCAACAAUCUCUCUCUAUCUCUCUGCGAAUUUGCGGCUUGGUAAGUCAUAGUACCCGAAAGCUUUUGUUCAUGAUGAGCUAGUUUUAGUCGAGAAUACUACAAGAAAAUGGCAAGACCCUCUUGUUCUGUUCUUGCAAUUGUCCUCCGCUGUAGUUUCGGUUGUUCUGUAAGACUUGUGUUGGUUCCGCGAUAAGGGGUCUGUUCUUUAUAAGGAAGCGGUUCGGGGAUUGGGUCUUUUGGGUCAGAAUUGGAUUUGCUUCUUGUAGAGCACCUGAAGAUAUGAAUAGGAAGUUGAUGGAUACUGUGCUGAAAACGCAUAAUCAGCAUGGGUUCUUGCGCCCAGUUUGUGGGUUCUCAGAAACUGUUAGCAUUUUGAGCUCAUCAAAGCUUCAAAACCAGGAGCUCAGGCUUAGUUCGAGGAAGGGUCAUUUGAGAAGGGCUAAGAAUGGGUGUAUUAGGGCAAGCAGUACUGCUCUUUUGGAGCUUGUCCCAGAAACCAAGAAGGAAAACCUCGAUUUCGAGCUUCCCAUGUAUGACCCAUCGAAGGGCCUCGUGGUGGACCUAGCCGUGGUGGGAGGUGGCCCUGCGGGGCUCGCCGUGGCUCAGCAAGUGUCAGAGGCGGGACUCACGGUUUGCUCCAUUGACCCAUCCCCCAAGUUGAUUUGGCCCAAUAAUUACGGCGUGUGGGUGGAUGAGUUUGAAGCCAUGGACUUGCUGGAUUGCCUAGACACUACCUGGUCCGGGGCAGUCGUGUUCAUUAAUGACCAAACGAAGAAGGAUCUUGGAAGGCCUUAUGGCCGAGUUAAUAGGAAGCAACUCAAGUCCAAGAUGCUCCAGAAAUGCAUAUCGAAUGGUGUUAAGUUUCACCAAGCCAAAGUGAUCAAAGUCAUUCAUGAAGAGGCCAAGUCUUUGAUCAUAUGCAAUGACGGUGUCACAAUCCAAGCCACAGUGGUUCUUGAUGCCACUGGUUUCUCCAGAUGUCUCGUUCAAUAUGAAAAACCCUACAAUCCCGGUUACCAAGUGGCAUAUGGGAUACUGGCAGAAGUGGAAGAACAUCCCUUUGAUGUGGAUAAGAUGGUUUUCAUGGACUGGAGAGACUCGCACCUAAAGGGUGAUAUGGAAUUGAAAGAACGAAAUAGCAAGAUCCCCACUUUUUUGUACGCCAUGCCAUUCUCUUCGAACAGGAUAUUUCUGGAAGAAACUUCCCUAGUAGCUCGGCCUGGAUUAGCAAUGGAAGAUAUUCAGCAAAGAAUGGUGGCUAGAUUAAAGCACCUGGGGAUAAAGGUGAAGGCCAUCGAAGAAGAUGAGAGAUGCAUCAUCCCAAUGGGUGGGCCCCUUCCUGUGCUCCCUCAGAGAGUUGUUGGCAUAGGUGGUACAGCUGGAAUGGUGCAUCCUUCCACGGGUUAUAUGGUGGCGAGAACGCUAGCAGCAGCUCCAAUCGUCGCAAAUUCCAUAGUAAGUUAUCUUGGUUCCGACGGGGGUGUUUCAGGCAAUGAAUUAUCCGCAAAGGUUUGGAAAAAUUUGUGGCCCAUAGAAAGGAGGAGACAGAGGGAGUUCUUCUGCUUUGGUAUGGAUAUUUUGCUUAAGCUCGAUUUACCGGGUACGAGGAGAUUUUUCAAUGCAUUUUUCGAUCUAGAACCUCAUCACUGGCACGGGUUCUUGUCGUCUCGAUUGUUUCUGCCAGAACUCAUUUUUUUCGGACUCUCGUUGUUUUCACAUGCUUCCAGUACGUCAAGGGUAGAGAUUAUGGCGAAGGGAACGUUACCGCUGGUAAAAAUGAUGGGCAAUUUGAUACAGGACAGAGAAUUCGAUGACUAGAGUCUAGAUUUAGUGCAAUCUUUGCUGUAUGCUUCGAUGUGCGCACACACACAUCUUCAUGUUAACUUACAGGUACUGCAGAACAUGUCAAUAUGAGUACCACGAACGAGCUAUUAGACUAGCUGAUAUUCGCAUUUGAUCACACUUUCAGUGUAAUAUUUUUUUCCUUUGUAAGACAGAGGUGCUCUCCAGUAUCCAGAGGUUCAUGGAUUAAUAAUAGUGAAUAUCUGUGUAGUGGAGCUUCUGUAUCGCUUUGGUACUAUGAUAGAAAUGUUCACUGGCUAAUCAUCUA